CUCUUAAUCAGACUUCGAAUCACCAGUGAAAAAAUUGGUGCUGAAUUGGAAACAAUACCCAGUACGGUUCGGUCAGAAAACAUAGGACAGGCUCAGGUCGUCUAUAACAGACUGCAAGCUGCAGUGAAUAGGCUCAACGCUAAUUUAUCAGAAUACUUUCGUUUAGCUACAACUCCUGCAUCAGAUGAAAUUUUCUUGAUUAGUGGCCAGCAGCUUUUAGCAGAAGAGACUUUAGCAGAACUCAAGGCGAAGAUCGACCAAGUCACCGUAUCCCGUGAGACCCAGGAAAAGCCGCCUGAAGUGAAUUCCUCUUGUCGACUACCGAAACUCCAACUACAGGUUUAUAACGGGGAUGUGCUUUCCUGGUGCGAAUUUUGGGAUAGUUUUAGCAGCAAUAUCGACUCAAGAAACUUACCUGAUGUAGACAAGCUGUCUUAUCUUAAAACUUCAGUGACGGGUGAUGCUAAGAAAGCUAUUGAUGGCCUGCCUACCACUAACGGAAACUAUAAGAUAGCGGUCACUCUACUAAAGGAACGUUUUGGCAAGAAAGCUCAUCUGAUUGAUGCCCACUAUGCUACAUUAUACAAAAUCGAAGCGGCAAAAAGCAGCGCAGAAGAUUGUAGAAGAACUUUCAACGAGGUGGAGCGCAAUCUUAAAAUCCUAGAGUCUCUUGGCGAAAACACCAACCACAACCAUCUUCGUUUCAUGAUUUUGGAGAAAUUUCCUUCGGAUUUAAUAUACGAAAUAAAGUUGAAAAUUCAGAAUGAGUCCACACAAGAACUCCGGGAACAAUUGAAUAAAAUUAUCACUGCAAAGGAAGAUGCAGAGAGAAUUGCUGGAAGGAAACGAUCACAUGAGGUAGAUGACAGCACUGUCGGUACCCUGCAUGUGAACGCAAAGCGUGCGAAGAGAAUGCAUCAUUUCCAACAGGGAAAUAAUACCUCAAAUACUCAACAUUAUCAAGGAAGUACUAAUAGAAAAGGACUAAAUAGAAAAGGAAAAUUUCAAAGGGCCAAUGAACCCAAAAAAGGAAGCAAACCGAGCGUAUCUAAUGUUGCAACAUCUGCUAACAGAUCUGCAACUGUUAACCCAAAGGAAAAAGGGAAAAUCUUAGGUUGUAUAUUCUGCAAAGGCAAACACCGCAAUUAUACGUGCCAGGACGCUUCUACUUUAGAGGAAAGAAAGAAGCGGUUGACCGGAAGAUGCUUUAUAUGCUUUAGGAAGAAUCAUCUUGUAAAGGACUGUAAGGAAAACUGGACUUGUAGACUUUGCCCAGGAAAGGAAAGGCACAACAUGGCCUUAUGCCCUUCAAAUUUUCCAAAGGAUCCCAAAACAAAGAAACAGUCUUGACUAUUUCAGAAAGAGGAAUCACCACUCUACAGACAGCUGUUGUUUAUGCUAACCCCUUAGGUGAUAAGAAUAAUGUAUUGUGUAAAUACCGUUUAAUUUUAGACCCAGGGUCUCAACGUUCUUAUGUCACAUUUCAAGCGGCCAAGGAGUUGAAGCUUCCAGUCGAAGAAGAAAGUCUCUUGACAAUUUUCACCUUCGGUGAAGAUCCUCCGAAGGAAAUACAUAGUCCUAUAGUGAUUCUACAGUUAGUAACUAGAACAAAUAAGAAGAUAGUUAUACAAGCUAACUGUGUCCAACGCAUUUCAAGAGGAUUCAUCCCAAAUGUCAAGUUACGGGGCGUACCCGAGUCUUAUGUACUGGCGGAUGAUGGUUCUGUAAGCGGACAGGUGCAGAUUCUAAUCGGAAACGACUACUACUUUAACAUUAUUUAUGAAACUAAGAUACAACUAGAUAGUAACUUGUUUCUAGUGGAUUCUGCCCUUGGAUGGAUAGUCAGUGGCAAGACGGAACCACAGCUUGAAGAGGAAUCAUAUGUAGUGACUUAUGCUCAAACUUGCAUUGAAACGAAGCUUCAUCAACCAGAUUCACCUCUUUGUGAUGGAGACAUUAAAAACCUUUGGGAAUUGGAAUGUAUAGGAAUUUGUGAUUCACCUAAAGCAACAAGAAAAGAAGAAGCUAUUAAAAAUUUUAAUGAAACUACAGUAAAAAUUAACAAUAGAUACACGGUAAGCUGGCCAUGGAUAACUUAUCCGCCUGACUUACCUAAUAACUUUGGAAUCGCCUUUGGGCGUCUGUCAAGUUUACUGAAGCGCAUGGACCAAGAAACCUUAAUGUCAUACGACGAUACAUUUAAACAACAAUUAGCUAAGGGUAUAAUAGAAGUCGUACCCACAUCAGGAACGUCAACUGGUAACGCUAUUCACUACCUACCCUUCCAUGGAGUACGUCAUCGAGGAAAACCUAUGCGAAUCGUGUAUGAUGCUAGUUCCAAGAGUAACAAGAACACCAAGAGUCUGAACGAGUGCUUAUACAGAGGACCACUCAUGCUUGAAGACCUUACAGGGUUACUCAUCAAAUUCAGGACACAUCACAUAGGAUUGACGUCCGACAUAGAAAAGGCGUUUUUACAGAUGGCAUUACACGAGAAGGAUCGUGACGUUACCAGAUUCUUAUGGCUUAAAGAUACCUCUAAACCAGUAUCUCAGGAUAACCUACUUUACCUAAGAUUCUGCAGAGUUCCAUUCGGCGUGAUAUCUUCACCGUUUCUACUGAAUGCGACUAUUAAAGAACAUUUAAAUAAUGCAGAAGAUCAGCAUGUCAGGCAGAAAGCGAAUGACAUAUACGUAGACAACUUUGUUUCAGGCUGUAGUACUACAGCUGAAGCAAUAGAGCUUUACAAAAGUUUAAAAGGAUCUUUUCAAGAUAUUUCAAUGUCACUCAGGGAUUGGAGUUCUAACUCCGAAGAAUUCAUGAAGAUGGUCCCUGAUACAUGUAAAGAAAACAAGAUAAAAGUACUUGGCUUAGAGUGGGACAUAAAAAAGGACACCCUCCAGCUGAAGCCCAACCUCCAAGAGGAAGCAGUCACAAAAAGAGGAAUACUGAAGACUAUCGCAUCAAUUUAUGACCCGUGCGGUUACGCGGCACCUCAUACAUUAUCAGCUAAACUUUUUCUGCAAGUACUUUGGAAGGCCGGAGUAUCUUGGGACUCACCAUUAUCAAGCGAGCUAACAGAAGAGUGGAACAUCAUCCGACAGAACCUAGAAGUCAUAGGAAAGGUAUCGGUGGAUAGAUGUUACAUGAAGACACCAACGGAAGCGAAUUACCAACUGCACUGCUUCACAGAUGCUUCACUACAAGCCUACGCAGCAUCGGUGUUUCUAGUCUGUGGCUCGAAGAAAAUCUUUAUCAUGGGUAAAUCCCGUCUGAUACCAACCAAGGAUCAAGAUAACCUCAAGAUACCCCGUCUAGAACUUCUGGGAGUACUGAUAGGCUGUAGACUGAUGAAGUUCGUCCUUAAGUUUCUGCAACAGAAAAUAGUAAGACAAGUCUUAUGGACCGAUAGUCAGAUUGUCAUCGAAUGGUGUAAGUCUAACAAACUACUUCCUCCCUUCGUUGCCAGACGAGUAGAAGAAAUCAAGACAAACAAAGACCUGGAGAUAAGAUAUCUACCAUCAAGCUUGAACCCAGCAGAUGUAGGCACAAGACCCCUUCGUGCAGAGGAGGAUAAGGAGAAAUGGCUGAAUGGUCCGCAGUUUAUAACAGAAGAUCCACAGAAAUGGCCAACCACAUCCGGCAGUGAGCCAACCAGUUCUCUUCUGACAGGGGAGGGUCUUGGGUUCCAAGAAGACAUAGAGAUGGUCGAUAAAGAAGAUCCAGUUGUUAAUGUCAACCCGAUGAAAACGGAGGAAAUUAUAACACCAAAUGAAGUGAUAGGAAAUAAUCAGUCAACAGACGACAAGCUUCAUAAAUUAAAAGAAAUUCAAGCUAAAUAUUUUCCUCUAGAGGUAGAAGGAAAAGAAACCAAUCUAAGUCGAAACUUAGGAGUAUUCAAGGACAUUGAUGACCUAUUGAGAUGCAAAGGUCGUAUGAAAAACGCAAACUGGUCGUUCGACAAACGAUACCCUAUACUCAUACCAAAAGAGUCAGAUUUCACGAAGAAUAGGAUCAAUUGGAAAGUUGGGAAAAUAGUAUCUUUAAAGGAAGGCGCCGAUGGUUUAUGUAGAGUAGCCACGGUCCAAGUAGAAGAUACAAUAUAUACAAGAUCUAUCGCGCAUCUCUACCCGUUAGAGAUCGAAGAUGGAGAGGAACAGUGUAAACAAACGUCACAUGAAGAAAGCGUAGAAGAAUCUGUACAGGUUCCUGACGUCCCACAUCCAACAAGAAGGGACGACGUGAUGAAAGAAUCCACUAACGACGUUCUUAAGACUUCUGAGCAGAAAUCUUAUCAAUUAACAGAAUUAAACGAGUCAGAAGAAAUACCGUCUGAUUCAGUCUUAUUAGAGCCUGCAUCUAGUCAGUUACACGAGCCUGAGCCUAAGUCCAUACCCGAACCAGACCCACUCGCAGUCAAAGACAUGACGUUCUGCGAGAACACUGAUCCUGAAACGCACCACCUAGAGAACAUCGCGUCGGCUGAACAUCACGACGAGUCCAGACCUAAGAGAGCAGCGGCGCUUCGUGCUCUUGAGAAGAUUAAGGAGUGGACCAGCAACUUAGUCGCAGUUUUGCUGCCUGUAGUGGGGAGUGUCGCGACCAACGCGAAACUAUAGAGCCCCAAGAAUAUUCCCCUGCGGCAACACUGGCGGCGCCCUCUGGGUGGAGCCAUAAUCACGGAGUGACAAUCAGCCGCCGUAACAUAAAAGCAAGCGAAGCAGAUCAGAGGCUCACCUGGCCCCGAGAAGGUUGGGACAGCGUGAGCGUGGAUGAGGAAUCAUCUAUAGAAAUGUCAGGUAUGUAUACCAUGCAUUCUGUUUGGUGGUCAGUAUAUAUAUUGACCACACACACACAAAUAAGUUGCCAUCCUUCUCCUUUACGGACUCGUAAAUGUACCGUAGGCGGCUAGGAGAGGGGUGGC
This is a messenger RNA of Leguminivora glycinivorella, 4924 nucleotides long. RefSeq lists its product as uncharacterized. The transcript has 2 exons. The coding region runs from base 1302 to 4619 and encodes 1105 amino acids. The record is from RefSeq and is a predicted model, not a curated record. NCBI's taxonomy places the organism in Eukaryota, Metazoa, Arthropoda, Insecta, Lepidoptera, Tortricidae.